This is a messenger RNA of Cladophialophora immunda, 1149 nucleotides long. RefSeq lists its product as uncharacterized. NCBI's taxonomy places the organism in Eukaryota, Fungi, Ascomycota, Eurotiomycetes, Chaetothyriales, Herpotrichiellaceae. The transcript has 2 exons. Bases 1 to 1149 code for a protein of 382 amino acids. The record is from RefSeq and is a predicted model, not a curated record.
AUGGGCGUGCCUGCCUGGCUUGAUGACUCUCGGAAUCCCGGGGUGUGGAUUGUCGCCAUCUAUCCUCUCCUGAUAUUCCUGCUUGCCCUUGUCUGCCACUUCCAGAUGCAGGAUUUUGUCGAAAGCUUUCCGCUGGCGCCAGAUGAUGCUGCAGCUACAAAAGAAAGCCAGACUUCAGACAUAGGAGAUACAUCAUCCAUGGAGUACGACUUGAUUCCGCCGGGUGGUGCGAGUAUUGUCACAGAGCAGACAGACCCUGCGGGUGGAAUCAAUCCAACCGCCGAAGUUCCCGAAGCUCGAGUUCCACCCUGUAGGGACGAAUCUUCGGGACACACGAGUGUCGGCAAAACCGAAGGAGUCUCGCGCCCUAAGCAGUCGAAAUACACCAAAGGAGUUCUCAUUUACGGCCUCCAAAUUCUUCUAGCACACCGCCUCGGGGCUCUCGCCACGAGACGAGUGCAGGAGACCCACAGCAUUGCAGACAAAGUCCUCGGGUUGCUGGCAAUGACUGUCGUUACUUUGUUGGUCCUCACAUCCCUUGGACAUCUGGAAACGCCCAGAUCAUGGGGAAUGAGCAAUUCAGAGGCCAUUGGCUUGCUUUGGGGCAACUUCUUGGACGCUCUUCGUGGCAGCGUAUCUGGGUCGUUCAGGAAAUCGUCAUGGCUCGCAAGGCAUUCGUCCUUUGCGGGCGUUGGGCCGCCGAAUGGGGUCAAAUUGAGAGAGCUAUCGCAGCCUUCAAGGGAUGCUUCAUCUACAUUGACGAACUUCAACAGUCCGACAUAUUUCAUCAGUCCGAGGAGCUGCAACCUUUUACCCCAAAAUGCUGCAAACCUGCUGUUAAUCCAGCAACUGAGAUUCGUCGUCAAAAAUCCGUGCCUGAGAAGAAGUCCCUAUGACUUUCAGGCCUUGUUGGGAUUGGCAAAAGGCAAAGAUACGACGGAACCGCGGGACACAAUCUUUGCACUACUGGGAAUUUGGAAAGAGUUACGACACCCAGAUUUGCUCGAGGUUGACCAUGCGAUCACAACUUGCAAGCUUUACAUGCGGGUUUGCCAAGUUCUGUACGACUACACUGGCACUGUUAACUUCUUGAACCUUGUCGAGGAGAGAUCGCAUCGCAAAGGACGACCAGGAUUUGGGGCUACCUGA